Messenger RNA from Coregonus clupeaformis (lake whitefish), 1170 nucleotides. Its product is annotated as 2-hydroxyacyl-CoA lyase 1-like. The record is from RefSeq and is a predicted model, not a curated record. Gene Ontology annotation, biological process: fatty acid alpha-oxidation. Gene Ontology annotation, cellular component: peroxisome. Lineage: Eukaryota; Metazoa; Chordata; Actinopteri; Salmoniformes; Salmonidae. The coding region runs from base 499 to 876 and encodes 125 amino acids. The transcript is spliced from 7 exons. Gene Ontology annotation, molecular function: thiamine pyrophosphate binding.
AUAUCUAUAAUGCAUACACUCAAGUCAUUUACAUUUUACAUUUUAGUCAUUUAGCAGAAGCUCUUAUCCAGAGCGACUUACAGUUAGUGAGUGCAUAAUUUGUAAUUUUUUUCAUACUGUCAUACACUCAUAAUGACUUAAUUGAGUUAAGUGUUAAGUUAAGUGCAGUUAUAAACACAUAAUGAGGGCUUAUUAUGUAUUUCUUGCAAUAAAAAAGAAAAAUGCUACUAGUUUAUUAAAUAUUCAUGACUGCUAUUGCACGGCUCAUGUCCACACUUCUGUACAAUAGGGGGCAGUAAUGCACCAUAACGUUGGAUGCCAACUGUCUAUAAACCCCACUGAAGAAGAAAAAGCUACUCAUGUAAUGCAUGCUGGAAAGCAGACAAAAACUAAUGAUUUGCAAGAGAUCUAAACACGAUUUAUAAGCUACUGAACAACAAGUCCAAGAAAGCAUUGCUAACCGCGUUUGCACUUUGAACAGAUUUCUCGACAAUAAUAAUGGAAGAUGUGACUGGGGCUCAGCUCAUUGCAGAGGCACUAAAAGCUCAGAAUGUAGAAUAUAUGUUUGGAAUAGUUGGUGUUCCAGUCAUUGAAGUAGCUAUGGCAGCUCAAGCCUCAGGAAUCAAUCCAGGUGCGUGUCUGGUUGUGUCUGGACCGGGACUCAUCCAUUCACUUGGUGGAAUGGCCAACGCUAACAUGAACUGCUGGCCUGUGAUUGUUAUUGGAGGCUCCUCUGAUCAAAACCAAGAGACCACUGGGGCGUUUCAAGAGUUUCCACAGGUGGAGGCAUGCAGAUUGUACAGUAAGUUCUCUGCUAGGUCUAGCAGUCUGGAUAUGAUCUCCUCAGUGGUAGAGAAGCUUAGCAAGGUACCUUAACUGCUUCAUAAGAGCACAGCACAGCCUUAAUUGAUCUGAAUGGAAGGGUGUUUGGUCUGUCUAAGGCAGCACGCACUAGCAUGUAUGGACGUCCAGGUGCUGUAUACGUAGACAUAUCUGGGGACAUGGUCAAUGCUAAAUUGGACAGGAGCAGAGCCAGAGAGGUGCCCUGUAGUCCACCUCCUCCUGUGAGUAUGGCUGACCAUAUGGCGAUCACAGAAGCACUGGCGGUCCUGAAAGGAGCCAAACGGCCUUUACUCAUCAUUGGCAAAUGUAGGCAUUGCUUUUUUAAUA